GAAUGUAAGAAAACCCGUUCUCACCGUUUUGUCUCGCAUUUGGACGCAGAAGCAGGCUUGCCUGGGUAGCCUACUGUAGCCUGUUUGACAGAACUUGCUGAACAGCUGGCUGGUUACAGCUCAUCAGCUGUUAAAUUUCAAGAGUUUCAAGAGUGGACAAACAGUUAUAUAAAAGCUUAUUAACUGUUAUAAUUGCAAGCAGUACUGAAAUUAGUCGCUGACUAUUUCAAAUUAUGGAAGAAGGUAAGUAGCCUUUUUUGGUAGCACGUGUUUUGUUCCUGGAUGUCGACGAUUUGAUCCUUUUUCGGUUUUGCAUUGAGCACGAUGAAGAAAGGUCUGACUUAAACGAUAUGUAUCCAACUUCAUCGGUCUGACGCAUUCAUGGUUCGUCCGGCCUCGGUAGGCUAAUGCCUGAUUUGUUGCAUAGCAUGUCUGUGCUGAACUGUACAGUAUGAUGACAUGUUACUGUCGUGAUGAGGCAUCACCUCACAUUUAUAGACUACGUCAGUAUUCGCUCAUGUCUUCAUAAAGAUAUUAUUUUGCGAUAAAGGCACAAAGUUAGCAAUAAGGUAAUUCGUCAAGUUAAAAUGUCUAUCAUCAAAAUGCUUUGGCAGAAAUAACUAGGCUGGCUACAACGUCUUAGGCAUCGGUUUGCUCGGUUCCCCUGUUCCCUGUUGUACACGAAGACCACGUAUAUGCACAGGCUUUUGUUUAAUCGUGUAUUUUUUGAUAUUUUUAUGUCAUCACAUAAAUAUCUGGGUUUUUUCAUCGAUGAUACUGUCUGCUAGUAUACACAUUUAAAUUAUUGUCAAGUAAAACUGGUCUGUUAUUUUAAGAAUAGGCAUUGUUUUUCUUUUGAAGAAAAAAGUAUGGUCCAAGACACUUUUCUGUUUGGUAUUGACAAAAGGGAAUCCACUUUAUACGCAUGCUGCAUCCACUGCCCUGCAUUAUACGGUAUCACCCAAUGCUACCCGUUAUAUCCCCCCUCACAGGUUUAUUACAAUUUCAAAGUCACUCACAAACCAUUCCACCUUGUAAAAACAUGUAGGCUGGUCCGCUUUAGGCACUUGUAGACCACACCAUUGCUACAUUUUAAUAUAGGCUGAAACCAUUUUAGGUAUGUGGCCCACAGGAGGGGCUAGGCACCCCCGGGUAACCAGGUUUCAAGAGUAGCAGACUUUGCCACUCCCAGUUAUAAAGGGUGGGAGACCCUGGUGGCACCAACUGUGACAUACAGUAAGACCCGGCUAGGUGUGUGUGCACUGAACGAACAAGGCAGAGGCUGAGGUACACAAAGGAAUAACAGUUUUAUUUUCACAAUACUGGAUAAAAAAACAUUCACGGACAUGGAUUUGUAGAUAAAUCACUGGUCAUCAUUUUUAUCAGAAUACUAACUGGCUAAUCGAGUCUAUGCAUACACCAUGAAGAAGAAAUUUGACAGCAUGAAUAGAAAGCUAAAUUGCAACUUGUCCAUCAGAAGUCAUUGGCACGUAGCACCAAUCUGAUUCAGAAUAUCUACCAUAUAUGCACGCAUAUACUUCAAAGCACACAAGAUGAUAGUAAGAGGAGUUCCAUAAAUUACACACUUGCCAGCUAGGGCCUAAUCAUACAGUUUUACAGUCAAAUUGUCUAUAGUGCCAUCCCAUCACUCCACAGCAACACAGUGAUAAGUCUAGUGGUAGUUACACACACAGAGUUAAAGUGCUUGGUGCAAGUAGAUACUUCCGAUCAGUCUAAAAGUUCUUUGUGCAAAUGAAUAGGCUACUUAGAGGCAGCUCUCACUCAGGACAACAUCACAAUUGGGGACCACAGACUCUCUAGAGCAUGCAUAUAUUACUGAGGAGUUAGUACAAGUAUAAGCUAUGGAGGAACUAACUAAUUAUAUUAAAAAGUAUAACCAGGAUGUCAACCAUAAGAAUGACACCAUGACCAAGUAUUUAGAAGGCAACCAUUUACGUAUUAGUCAGCAUGCAUUUAUGGAACAUGUGGACACAGAAUCUGAAGGAAUAGGAUGCGGAAGAAUGAAGCAAUGGGCCUGCAAUGUGCAUAUUAUAAAGACAGUAUUGAACAUUUGAAAUUACCUAGCCAAGUGCCCUUAUUAAUCAGUACGCCUGUACGGCUGGCUGCUGGAACACGUUGAAACACAGAAUCCCUAGUUUCUACUGACUGGUUUAUGGAGAUAUAUAGUUUUAAGUGUGUCCCCCUUCGCCUUAUAAUUUGUUCUCUCCCUCUCCACCUUCGCUAAUGUGUGGUGAGCUUUCUGGCACAAAAUGGCUGCCUUGAAUCACCCAGGUGGGUGCUACGCAUUGGUGGUGGGUGAGUAGGGCUUUCAAGGAGUGAGAUGAUGAAGUUCUGGCAAGAGCAUUCGCAUGACGCCUCGGUAGAAGAGAUGAUGCUGGACUCCAGUGCACUACUACUGACUCAGCAUGAGCUUCCUGAGAUAAUGGGCCUGCUGCCAAAUCUGCAGGGCACCCGUUUGCUGGAGCUGGGGGCUGGCAUUGGGCGGUUCACUCAUCACUUUGCCCAGUAUGCUGACCACGUAACAGCUGUGGACUUCAUGGAGAAAUUUGUGGAAAAAAACAAGCAGGACAACAGUCACCAUAGAAAUGUAGACUUCAUCCAUUCAGAUGUCACCCAGUUGAAUUUCUCCAAGAACAGCUUUGGCUUUAUCUUUUCAAACUGGCUGAUGAUGUACCUGAGCAAUGAGGAGCUGGUUUCCCUUGUAAAGAACAUGCUGCUUUGGCUUCAGCCAGGGGGUUACCUCUUCUUCCGGGAGUCCUGCUUUUACCAAGCAGGAGACGGCAAGAGAGAUUUUGAUCCUACUCAUUUCCGCUCACCAGCUGAAUACAACCAUCUCAUGACAUCUGCCCUGCAGAAGGAGAUGGGAGAAGGAGGGGAGCAAGCUUUCGGUUUUGAAGUAGUCAUGAGUAAAUCAGUGCAGACCUACAUCAAGAUGAAGAAUAAUCCAAACCAGGUGUGUUGGCUGAUGCAGAAGGUCCCACGCAGUGAGUGCCACAAGGGCUUUAACACAUUCCAAGAUUUCCUGGACAACCAACAGUACUCCCGGCGAGGUAUCCUCAGAUAUGAGAAGAUCUUUGGAAAUGGAUAUGUCAGCACAGGAGGACCUAGCACCACCAAGGAGUUUGUAGACCUUCUGAAUUUGUCUCCUGGACAAAUCGUUUUGGAUGUGGGCUGUGGAAUCGGGGGUGGAGACUUCUACAUGGCAAGGACAUUUGGUGUGAAAGUACUUGGCAUGGAUUUGUCUUCAAAUAUGGUGGAGAUUGCAACUGAGAGAGCCAUGAAGGAGAACCUACCUUCAGUUCAGUUUGAAGUGGGAGAUGCCACCAGGAGGGUCUUCAAAGAAGGGUCUUUUGAUGUGAUAUACAGUAGGGACACUAUACUACACAUUGCUGACAAGCUUAAGCUCUUCAAAAGCUUCUAUUCAUGGCUGAAGCCUGGUGGGAAAGUGCUGAUCAGUGACUACUGCUGUGGGGAGAUGCCAUGGUCACCAGAAUUCCAAGAAUAUGUCAAACAAAGGGGGUACAUCCUGUUCACCCCACCACAAUAUGGGAAGUUCCUGGAACAAGCUGGGUUCUCUCGUGUCCGCGCAGAGGACAGGACCUCACAGUUUAUACAGGUGGUCCGGAUAGAACUGGAGAAGGCAGAGGCGAUACGAGAGGAGUACAUAAAGGAAUUUUCUGAAGAAGACUACAAUGCUAUAGUGACUGGCUGGAACGAGAACCUGCAGCGCUGCACGACAGGAGAUCAGCGCUGGGGGCUGUUCUAUGCUGACCGAGACUAAGGACUCACUCCAUUCGUACAUGAACAUAAAAGAAACACUGUUUGAUAAUUCUGCAGGAUCAGUAAAGCUGGCCGUAUACUCAGUAAGAAGAAAGAACUUCAGGAUUGAGAACCACCAGUGAACACGUCCACGAACACCAUUGUCGGUAUACUCAGUGAGAACACCACACUGUUUAAUGUCACUCUACGCCACUGUGGGGGUGCAGAAUAAUUACGAGGCAGCUAUUAACCGGGGCUGGAAUCUCGCCCAGACCUCCGUCUCGCGGCUACGCCAUGGAUGUAUAAAAAGAAUGGCUAUGUGAGAUCACAACACAAAACAAAAAGUUUAAAGUGGCUUUAGUUUAUAUAGCUACGCAAAAGAAGAAAACAAGCGUGAAUCCGCAAUAGCUGCGACCGCAGACACGCACACACCCUCACACAAACACAUGACCGCUUCUUUGACUCAUGACCAAACCUUCCACAAAAUCUUGUGAAAAUCUGUGAAUCCAUUCGGGAGUUAUGCGCCUUUUUGUGAUAGGCCACGCCCAUUGCCACGCCCCCUCUUGGUCAAUCGGCCUUGAAAGUUACUCAGCUCUGCCAUGCCAAAUUUCAGCCUCCUGGGGCGAAAACUGUGGCCACUACGGGGUGGGACACUUUUUUUAGGACUAACCGACCAACCAACCACCCAACCAACCGACCGGCCGACAGAGCUAUUGCUGCGGUCGCAGUUAAAAAAAGAAGAAGAUGGUACGUUCGCCCUCUAAAUCAGAGUAGGAUGGAGAAUGGAGAGUUUUGUCUGUACAUUCGGCAAAUGCGGAGUUUAGACGAGGGGGUCCACUUCUCUUAUUUCCGAAUGAGUGCUAGACAUUUUGAUGACUUGCUAAAACGAGUAGCACCAUUCAUCAAACAUGCGGGAACUCACAGAAAUCCCAUCUCUACAGAAGAGAGAUUGGCAUUGACUCUCCGUACAUUAGCAUGUGAAGUCUGCCCUCUGAACUCUCAACUGUGACAUAACCAACCAUGUCAUAUUUGGACCAAUAGCUGAGAGGCGGAGGUUGGAGAACAAGAAAGACAUUUUCUAAAAGUUCUCCCUGGCGGCCGUCGCACACUGCACCGUGAGAACACACAACACCAUGUCUUUUUGUUCUUCAGUUGUUCUCAUUGCGCCUUUUUGCUCAAAAAGUUCUACUUCUUACUAAGUAUACCGCCUACUUAACCUGAACUGGAUUUCUCAAAUGAAAGCUAAAAUCGAUGUCUUAAAACAGUGGUUCCCAACCUGGGAGGCCCGACCAGGGGGGCGCCGACGUUUCACAGGGGGACGCGAGGCCCUCUUGAUUUUAACAGUAAAAAAAAUGGAAUCUGUGGUGGGGAAAACAUGUAAAAAAUAUAAUGAAGUCAAAGCAAAGUUAAAGGUAGACUCUAGGAGGUGACAUAAUGAGCGGGGCAAAGCCAGAGAUAGUUUAAAAACUGAUGAGAGACUGCACUGACAGGAAACCCUGUCAUGAGCACAGCAUGUUACAUUUAGAAAUUUGCAUUGCAUGCUGUAUCUUUUUUCAUUCUGUGCAAGAUAAAUUGCUUCCUGGGCAAUAAGUUUAAUUUCAUUCAUUCAGCUAGUUAUCAUUGAUAAUUUAAUAAAUUAAACCACCUUACUAGGUAGCUAGGCUAGUUCAAAAUAGAAAUGAAAAUAGUCUUAGCUAGCCGGCUAGAUGUAGAAGAUUUUUGCUAAAAUGCUAAAAUCAUAUGGACGUAAAGCUUACCAGAAAAUAGUUGCUUACCUUCAGCUAAUGACAUUGUGCUGAUAUACCCCUGAAUAAAAUCUGUUUUCUUCCACAAGAUGUAUACAAAUAUACAUAAAACUAGCCUUAUUUUAUUAUUUUGUUUUGAUUAAACAAAAGCUAAAUCUA
Molecule: messenger RNA, 5684 nt
Organism: Anguilla anguilla (European eel)
Lineage: Eukaryota; Metazoa; Chordata; Actinopteri; Anguilliformes; Anguillidae
Product: phosphomethylethanolamine N-methyltransferase-like
Exons: 12
Coding region: 2342-3802 (486 amino acids)
Source: RefSeq, a predicted model, not a curated record